This is a messenger RNA of Beta vulgaris subsp. vulgaris (sugar beet), 2732 nucleotides long. RefSeq names its product synaptotagmin-5. Lineage: Eukaryota; Viridiplantae; Streptophyta; Magnoliopsida; Caryophyllales; Amaranthaceae. Gene Ontology annotation, cellular component: endoplasmic reticulum. The transcript has 13 exons. Gene Ontology annotation, molecular function: lipid binding. The record is from RefSeq and is a predicted model, not a curated record. The coding region runs from base 566 to 2263 and encodes 565 amino acids.
AAACAACGUGAAAAACAAAACGGUGUAAUGAAAAAAAAAAAAAAAAGAUGUAUUCUCAAACAUUGUGAAUGAGUAUUGAUUCAUUUGAUAGCGGGUGACACAAAAGAAAACACCUUGCAAAAUGGUGAAAAAGGAAAAAGAUCAGGACACGGAAGAACCUUGUCCAACAAUAAAAACUACUUUUCCCUCAAUUCUAAAACUGGAAUCCAACUUCAAAAAUUAACUAACAAAACAAACAAAAUCCAACAACAAAAGCUGAAAAAAUACACCCAAAUCUUGUUUCAUAAUCCAGUUUUAAUCAUUUGUUUAAUCCUCGUAAUCACGUUAGUACAUGUAACAUUCUCGCACCUUCCCAUAUUCUCACUCCUCCCAUGAUUCUGCCUCUUCCUCUGUUUUUUUUUUCUCUCUCCAAAAAUGUUCUCCACAUAUUCGACCAUAUGCCCCAAUGAACAAUCUUAGCACUAAAAUUCAACCCCUAUCAAAUUCUCAAGAUUAAUCACCAAAAUAAUUCAUACCCAUUUGAUUUUAGCUCAAAUAUUCUUCUGAAAUAACCCAUUUUUGAAAGAUGGGUUUUGUUUUUGGAAUUAUAUUUGGAGUUGCUUCUGGUAUUGGAUUGAUCAUGGCUCUUGCUUACUAUGAGAAUAUUCGUGCCAAACGCCGCUCUGAUUUGGCGGCAAUAGUGGCAGCUUUUUCUAAGAUGACAGUGCAAGAUGCAAGAAAGCUAUUCACACCUCAGCAGUACCCAACUUGGGUUGUAUUUCCUGAAAUGGAAAAGUUAAAAUGGCUUAAUGCUCAGUUAGAGAAACUCUGGCCAUAUAUUGAUGAAGCAGCAUCAGAGAUAAUAAGGAGCUCUGUGGAGCCAAUUCUUGAACAAUAUAGACCUGUCAUCUUAGCGUCGAUGAAAUUUAGGAAGCUGACUCUUGGGACUGUUGCACCUCAAUUUACAGGAAUUUGCGUCCUUGAUAGUGCGCCUGGGGAGAUAAUUUUGGAAAUUGAGAUGCAGUGGGAUGGUAACCCUAACAUUUUGCUCGAUGUAAAAACUCAUGUUGGUGUUGCAUUGCCUAUACAGGUAAAAAAUAUAGGAUUUACUGGGCUCUUCAGAAUAAUAUUUAAGCCUCUCGUGGACGAGUUUCCUUGUUUUGGUGCUAUAUGCUUCUCUUUAAGAAAGAAGAAAGACUUGGAUUUCACGCUCAAAGUUGUUGGUGGCGACAUGUCCAUGGUUCCAGGGCUUUCUGAUUCUAUUGAUGAAAUGAUAAGAGAUGCUAUAGAAGAUUCUAUAACAUGGCCAGUUCGUACGAUAAUACCAAUUAUACCUGGAGACUACAGUGACUUGGAACUGAAACCUUGCGGAAUACUGGAGGUGAAGCUGGUUCAAGCUAAAGAGUUGUCAAAUAAAGACCUCAUCGGGAAGUCUGAUCCUUUUGCUUCCUUGUUCAUACGUCCAUUAAGUAACAGAACCAAAAAAAGCAAAACAAUUAACAACCAACUGAAUCCAAUAUGGAACGAGAGUUUCGACUUCGUAAUUGAGGAUCCAUCCACGCAGCACUUAACUGUUAGAGUCUACGAUGAUGAAGGGCUUCAACCUCCUCAACUCAUUGGUUGUGCACAAAUACCAAUCAAUGUGCUUGAGCCUGGUAAAGUGAAAGUUGAAUGGUUGAAUCUUGUCAAGGACCUGGAGGUCCAAAGGGAUACUAAAAAGAGAGGACAGGUGCAUUUGGAGCUCUUGUAUUGUCCGUUUGGCACAGAGAACCAGAUUCUCAAUCCCUUUUCGUCCAGUGUGCCGUUGACGGAAGUGGAGAGAGUCUUAAAAGACACAACUGAUGAAGAUGUAAGUGAUAUUGAAAGAAAAACCACUGAAAGGAAGCGCGAGGUCAUCCUUAGAGGGGUACUGUCUGUUACAAUAGUAUCUGCUGAAAGUUUGCCAGUUAUGGAUCUGAGCGGAAAGUCUGACCCAUACGUGGUUGUGUCACUGAAGAAGGCAGGAACAAAAUUGAAAACUAGGGUUCUAAAUGAAACUCUUAAUCCAGUUUGGAACCAAACGUUUGACUUUGUUGUUGAGGAUGCUUUGCAUGAAUUGCUUAUUUGUGAGGUGUAUGAUCACGACACAAUUGGAAAGAAUUACAUGGGAAGAUGCAUCAUGACGCUCACCAGAGUACUGCUGGAGAAAGAUCUCUAUGACAUCUUUAAUCUAGAUGGAACGAAAUCUGGUAGGCUAGCCUUGCAUUUGAAGUGGGCUCCUCAGCCGAUAAUGAGGGAUGUUUAAGUAGGAAAAUCAUGAUGCUGCAAUACCUUAAUUGCUUGAUCAAAGAGUAGGUGUAAAAUGAUUCUUCUCGUUCAAGUUUUGCAUGAUAUGCACUCAAAAGUUGAAACAGAAAGCUCAAGCUCAGGUUAACUAUGAUCCGAAAGUUAUAUGAAGAGACGAGAGAAAGAAAGGUUCAAGCGAAGACUCGAAGAGCUCCCUGUUCGACUCAAGCCGUGCUUCACUGUCAUCAGUUCUGACUGUGAUGCAAUGCAGCUCCUUCUUAAGGGAAUGUUUUCUUUGCUUUUACUGUAGAUAAAUCUUGAAAUAUCUUUUACCGUCAUAAUAGUAAAGCACGCUGAAUUAUGUAUAUAGGAUAUAUAAUUAGAGCUUUCGUUUAGUCUUUCCCUAAGGUGAUUUGACUGCCAGAGCAUGUAAAAUUCUUUCUAUUUCAUAUGUGCAUCAAUGCUUACAAUGGGCCAUUAUAGUGCAA